Messenger RNA from Lingula anatina, 2967 nucleotides. RefSeq names its product dynein regulatory complex protein 1. Lineage: Eukaryota; Metazoa; Brachiopoda; Lingulata; Lingulida; Lingulidae. Gene Ontology annotation, cellular component: axonemal dynein complex; axoneme. The record is from RefSeq and is a predicted model, not a curated record. Gene Ontology annotation, biological process: cilium-dependent cell motility; regulation of cilium movement; axonemal dynein complex assembly.
AACUAUAAGUAUAAUACACUAUACGGUUUUUUGGUACUCAAAUAUAGCGUUAUUUAAAACCUUGAAUUUUAGUCACGUGACCAUCUAACGAGAAUCUUUCAUAGCAACUACAAAAUAGUGAGAGAAGCCGACAGCCAAAAGACUAAGGCUGUAUAUAUAUUUGUUGUUCGUUCCAAAAGGUUUCAACCAAGAUGAGUUCUAGUGGAGAGGAAGAAGAAGUAGGGCCGUCUGUUGAUUCCAAUGACCCAGAAGAAAGAAUUGCAGCCCGCAGACUAAGGAUUCAGAGGCGUCAUGAACUGGCAAGAAGAGCUGCAAUGGGAGAAGAUCCCAGUGCGAAGAAGGCAGUUAAAGAAGAAAUCAGUAAAAGUAGAAUACAAAUUGAACAGAGUAGACAGCGCCUGACAAAACUGCUUCAGGAUGGGACAGAACUUGUCACCAAUAUCCGUGUAGCAGGUGACAUGAGAGAGGGGGCCCGCAGGAUCGAGGAAGAAGAGGCACGAAGGCAAAGGAAAGACAAAUUAGAAGCUGAAAAUAAGGGAGGAACCGAAAGAUUUGAAGAGAUUAGUAAAAAAUGGGAGUCUGCCCUCCAGAAGGAAAUCCCCCAGGACCUGCAUGAGAUGCUGAAGCAGCAGCAGCAGAGGUGUAACGCCAUGAUAGACGAGAAGAACAAGCUGAUCAGCGAGUUCCAGCAGGAGCUGAAGGGAAAAGACGAGCAGUACGUGAAGGACCUGAAGAAACAGGCAGAGGAGAUUGACCUGAUGAUUGAGAGGAUGGAGGAACAGAUCAAGAAUCUCACCAAGGCUUACAGAGAGGAGCUCAACCAGAUUGAGAAAGCAUUUGUCACAGAACGCACAGAACUUCUAGAACUCCAGCGCAAAAAGUGGGACCACAUGAUGCAGCAGAGGCGCGACAAGGAGCUGGAGUACAUGAAGGCACGUGAAAAGCGUGUGGAAGACUACGAGCAGCAGCUGCAGCACCUGCGUGUCCAGGACGCGGAGGAGUAUAAUAGUGUAAAGAUUAAACUGGAAACAGAUGUGCAGCUCUUAGAGCAACAAAUACAGCUCAUGAGGGCCACCUUCCAACUUAACCAGGAAAAACUGGAGUAUAACUUCCAGGUCCUGAAAAAGAGGGACGAGGAAAACACCAUCACAAAGUCUCAACAGAAAAGGAAAAUUACCAGACUUCAAGAUGUCAUGAACACAUUGAGGAUUAAACUGGCCAAACAGGAGAAACAGUUUAGGGAUGAGAACUCUCAGCUGACAGAAGACUAUAAGAGGAUAACUGAACAGUUCAUGGAGUUACAGAAAAAGUCAAGACAUUUCAUCACAACAGACAACAAGAAGUUCACAGACAUCUGGAUAAUGAACGAGGCCGAGGCCAAAGAACUGGUGGAGAAGGUCUGCGAGCAAGACAGGACUGUCACAGAACACCAGCUGGGUCUGAGAUGGGACCAGCCUGAUCUUGAGUUCAUGGACAAUGUUGGCCCCAUACUAAGUGAACAGACCAAGAGACAACAGGUGUCAGCAACACAGGUGGUACAGGAAGUCAUGUCACAGACAGGAGGAGUCAGUGACCAGCCUGUGGCAGACCCAGUGGACAGACCGUACCGUCCUGAGCCAGGAGAAGAAGAAGAGGGCAGUGAGUACCACCAUGGCUCAAUGUUGAAGGAUCCGGCCACCAAGAGCGAGCAAGGCGAGACUGUGAAGAGCACCAUAACUCAGAAGUUCUCAGCUCAUACUAUUAAGAAAAUACUGGAGCUCCUGUGUGAUGAGUCGGGUUUCCUAGUUGAAAAUAAGUUGGUGAAACUCCUAGCACCACUGGAACAAGACGAGCAGUCCCUCAUGAAAUUAGAUGCUAUCUUUGCUGCCCUGGGAGUGGAAACAGAAGACGACAUCUACAGGCUGUCCAAUUUUUUCACCAAGUUCCGCCAGGCCACAGAGCGUGCUCAGAGCGGGCAAGGCAGCAGGAAACAGUCGGUGGAAGAGGUAGAGAGACAGGAUGGUGAACCAGAAAAGGAAGGUGAAGAAGGAACUCAGACAGAUGAGAUGGCCGAGGAUGCUGAAGUGGCUGAGGAGCUGCAGAAAGUGAUGGAGGAUGGGGAGGAGGUGGUGACCCCAAGGUCAGUGAAGAGUGAGGUCACGGAGCUGAUCCAUCCCAACGAUGUGUACAAGGCACUCAGGGUGUUUGUGGAGGAACAGUGGCAGCCAACAAAAGAAAAGUCUAAGCAGCCCCAAUUCAAGAUUGCAAAUACUGAAGACAGGGACGAUGCAGAUGACGCUGCCUACUGGAAAAAAUAUUGCUCCAUUCUUCCAGAGAAGACAGAGAGAAUGUGGGACGCUCUUCUGGAUGGGUUAGAAAUGUACAGUGACUGCCUACAGAGCCGAGCCAAGCUAAUCACGGAGACGGACGGUCUAAGACAACAGAACGCCGAGCUCCGCAUGCUGCUACACCAGUACGUAAACUCCAAGGUGAACGCGGAGCUAGAGAUCCCUCCCACCAGAGUGCUUAACCUGGAGUUUCAGCAGGCGUGAACAAGAGGGGGCCGCCCAGUGACGGUGGAGUCACGUGAUAAUCACGCUGCAGUCACGUGGUUGUCACAUGAUUCACACUAAGUGUGCUUUGCUGGAAAAAUCACGCAAGGAACUUUUUUUUAUGUUAUUUUUCUUUUAUAAUAUUUUGGCUGAAAAUUGUGUUGUAAAAGUGACCAUUUUAGUCCAGAAGUCUGAUGCUGAAAAGGAUUUAUUUGGGAUUCUUGAAAAAGAACAAGAAAAAAUCAGAAGUUUUUAAAAUUUAUCAAUUAUAUCUUUGAUCUCAGAAUAUCAAAGAUAUAAUUGAAAUUGUAUUCAAAGAUGAGGAAUCGAUGUUGAAAAAAAAAAAAGAAAGGGAACAGAAACGUGGCAUAAAGAAAUGUGACACAAAGGACUUCGUCCAGAUGAUUAUAAUAAAUAUUGCAAAUGAUGUGUAUAU